AUGCUGCACCCUGGGACAGACACCCCCUCAGACCUUCCCCUGCCCCAAGCUGGGCUCUCCGAGGUGGACCCCUGGCUGCCUGCUCAUCCCCACCUCACCCUCUGCUCUCCCACAGCUCUCUCGGCCGAUCUCUGCAUCCUCUGCUCACACGGAGCCCCAGUGUCCCCCAUGGGUGCUCACCUGAUGCUGUGCCAGCCACACAUGACCUGUGGGGACAAGUUCUACCACCCCCUGCAGCACUGUUGCUAUGACGACGCUGUGGUGCCCUUGGGCAGGACCCGGAAGUGUGGCAACUGCACCUUCAGGGUCUGCUUUGAGCGGUGCUGCCCCCGGUCACUCAGACCCCAGGAUUCCUUCGUGGUGAAGCUGAAAGGCCGAGUUGUUCCUUGA
Messenger RNA from Ceratotherium simum simum (southern white rhinoceros), 390 nucleotides. The record is from RefSeq and is a predicted model, not a curated record. NCBI's taxonomy places the organism in Eukaryota, Metazoa, Chordata, Mammalia, Perissodactyla, Rhinocerotidae.